Ochotona princeps (American pika) is the source of this 1799-nucleotide messenger RNA. RefSeq names its product nucleosome assembly protein 1 like 1 (gene NAP1L1). The transcript has 16 exons. The record is from RefSeq and is a predicted model, not a curated record. Gene Ontology annotation, molecular function: histone binding; chromatin binding. Gene Ontology annotation, biological process: nucleosome assembly. The coding region runs from base 70 to 1245 and encodes 391 amino acids. Gene Ontology annotation, cellular component: chromatin; nucleus. NCBI's taxonomy places the organism in Eukaryota, Metazoa, Chordata, Mammalia, Lagomorpha, Ochotonidae.
GUCACUGCCUGCGCAGCUCCGGCCGCCUGGCUCUCCAUACUAGCCGCCGAUAUUUGGAAUUCUUGCAACAUGGCGGAUAUUGACAACAAAGAACAGUCUGAACUUGAUCAAGAUUUGGAUGAUGUUGAAGAAGUAGAAGAAGAAGAAACUGGUGAAGAAACAAAAAUCAAAGCGCGUCAACUGACUGUUCAGAUGAUGCAAAAUCCUCAGAUUCUUGCAGCCCUUCAAGAAAGACUUGAUGGUCUGGUAGAAACACCAACAGGAUACAUUGAAAGUCUGCCUAGGGUAGUUAAAAGACGGGUGAAUGCUCUCAAAAACCUGCAAGUUAAAUGUGCGCAGAUAGAAGCCAAAUUCUAUGAGGAAGUUCAUGAUCUUGAAAGGAAGUAUGCUGUUCUCUAUCAGCCUCUAUUUGAUAAGCGAUUUGAGAUUAUUAAUGCGAUUUAUGAACCUACGGAAGAAGAAUGUGAAUGGAAACCUGAUGAGGAAGAUGAAAUUUCGGAGGAGAUGAAAGAAAAAGCCAAGAUUGAAGAUGAGAAAAAGGAUGAAGAGAAAGAAGAUCCCAAAGGAAUUCCUGAAUUUUGGUUGACUGUUUUUAAGAAUGUUGACCUGCUCAGUGAUAUGGUGCAGGAACAUGAUGAACCUAUUUUGAAGCACUUGAAAGAUAUUAAAGUGAAGUUCUCUGAUGCUGGCCAGCCUAUGAGUUUUGUCUUAGAAUUUCACUUUGAACCGAAUGAAUAUUUCACAAAUGAAGUGCUAACGAAGACAUAUCGGAUGAGGUCAGAACCAGACGAUUCUGAUCCUUUUUCUUUUGAUGGACCAGAAAUUAUGGGUUGUACAGGGUGUCAGAUAGAUUGGAAAAAAGGAAAAAAUGUUACUUUGAAGACCAUCAAGAAGAAACAGAAACACAAGGGACGUGGAACAGUUCGUACUGUGACUAAAACAGUUUCCAAUGACUCUUUUUUUAAUUUUUUUGCCCCUCCUGAAGUUCCUGAGAGUGGAGAUCUGGAUGAUGAUGCUGAGGCUAUCCUUGCUGCAGACUUUGAAAUUGGUCACUUUUUGCGUGAACGUAUAAUCCCAAGAUCAGUGCUAUACUUUACUGGAGAAGCUAUUGAAGAUGAUGAUGAUGAUUAUGAUGAAGAAGGUGAAGAAGCAGAUGAGGAAGGGGAAGAAGAAGGAGAUGAGGAAAAUGAUCCAGACUAUGACCCAAAGAAGGAUCAAAACCCAGCAGAAUGCAAGCAGCAGUGAAGCAGGCUGUCUGUGGCCUUGAGGAUAACCUGCACUGGUCUACCUUCUGCUUCCCUGGAAAGAAUGAAUUUACAUCAUUUGAUGAGCCUAUUCCAAGUUUUUUGUUGUUUGCUUGCUUGUUUUUGUUUUUGCAGCCUAAAAUAAAAAUGUCAAAUACAAUUCUAGUUUUCCAAGAUAAUGUCUUAAUUUUAUACUAAUUUAGGUUAUAAGCAGAAGCUUGGCUUGUAUUAAGUGUUGUGCCCAGGUAAUCAUAUUGAAGAAAAGGGUGCCAACUUCAGAAAAGGUACUCCAUCUGCCAAUAAGCAAGUAUUAAGAAAAUAAUGAAAUUUUAAAUGAUGUAAUGCUUUUUUAAAGGAACAAAAUUAAGAAGUUAAAUUUAUUUUCUCCAGUUUAGAAUUAGAGACGACCCCAAGCUUCUUUGAUUUCUCUACUUCUUAGGCUUUUGUUUACUAUGUAUUAAAAUGGGUAGUACUGUUUACUUAACUACCUCACCUAUAUGUUAAGGCAUAUGAAAUAUCAAAUGUUUCAGUCUGAUUAAAAGUUGAAAAAUUGAA